AUGCUGGUCAUCUGUUACAUCAGUAAUGCAGCCCCUAUCCAGCCUGGGGGUCUCUUCCAGCAUUUAACUAGCCUCUUUCUCCCCCCGAAAUCCCCAGCGCUGAGCUGCAAUGAGAAUGAGUGCGAUCCCCUGGAUGGUGACGGCCACUACGGAACGUGCCAGAAGGCCAAGCGAAUGCGGACGUCUUUUAAGCAUCACCAGCUGCGUACCAUGAAGUCCUACUUCUCCAUGAACCAUAAUCCUGACGCCAAGGACCUGAAGCAGCUGGCGCAGAAAACGGGCCUGACCAAGCGUGUGCUGCAGGUCUGGUUCCAGAAUGCCCGCGCCAAGUUCCGGAGGAACCUUCUCCGGCAGGAGAACGGCAUGACAGAGAAGGCUUCAGAGGGGUCCGUGCUGCCGGGUGGGUCGCCCCCGGGGGCCGUCUCCGAGAUCUCCAACUCCUCCAUGAGCCCCGUGAGCCCGGCCUCCACCUUGACAGACCUGACUGCCAACACCCCAGUGCUGAGCGACGGCUUGGACCUCCACCCAGCCAGGAGUCCCACCCGGACCGGCUCCACAAGCCUAUUCUGACUUUACUUUGAGCCUCUGGCUGCAUCCAUAUUUACAGAAGGACGCCUUAAACAGGUCCGAAGCUGGACAGGGGGAUUCUGAAAUUCAGAAAAGGGCAGUAUUUUGUUAUUUUUGAGAAAAGAGUAAACUUAAUUGUUUUUUUUUAUUUUCAGUAUGUUUACAGUGGAAAGACAGAAUUUUGUGAUAUCGAAGCAGCUUUUUGUGCGGACCACAGUCUUGGCAUUGGGUGGUCCAAGCUCACCGUGUCAUGUGUUCAACGAAAUUGCCAGACACUCCUCUGGAGUGUCACGUGACUGUCAUGUG
Molecule: messenger RNA, 873 nt
Organism: Paramormyrops kingsleyae
Lineage: Eukaryota; Metazoa; Chordata; Actinopteri; Osteoglossiformes; Mormyridae
Source: RefSeq, a predicted model, not a curated record